AUGCACUGCAGCACCGUACGGUGUAUAAAGUCGUCUCAAGAGUCAAGAGUCUCGACGUCGACAAAAGAGGAGGCGCACGGUUUGGGGUUUACACCCCAAGCAGUCUUGAUGGGGGAAACCCGGGGUUCGGGGUUCCCCAAGCCCAGCGACGCCUUAGGGGGAGACUUUACGACUGACGCGGGCGAGCCGGGAGGGGGGGCUAGCAACCCGACCUCCCAAGAUUUUGAAUUUAGCGCUUUCGACUCAAGAAGAAAUGACCCCGAUCGCCCACAGGGGUCGGGGAGGGCGCGAAUCCGCACCCCUGGCACUCGUGACACGGCUCAAGCGAGCGAAGUCGGUAGUGGCUGGGUGUGUCCGGAGUGUGAGCGAGCGUUUACAACCAAGAUUGGAGUGGGUGUGCAUAAAAGGCGCGCCCAUCCUUUAACGACCAAUAUCGACGCUGCCCCUGCGCAGAUCAAGCGGCGGUGGCGAGAAGAGGAGGUGGCCUUGCUGGCGAAAACGGAAGCGCGUCUGGUAAGGGAGUUUGUUCAGUGCACAAAUCAAGAACUGGCCAACAAACUGCCACAAACCCCCCAGUAA
Molecule: messenger RNA, 579 nt
Organism: Arctia plantaginis
Lineage: Eukaryota; Metazoa; Arthropoda; Insecta; Lepidoptera; Erebidae
Source: the annotation of a GenBank genome assembly